AUGGCUGAGAGAAAGCAGAGAGGGAUACUCAGCCAUAGUUUCAUUUCUUUUGCUUCUCUUGUUCCUAACCUUAAAAGGAUGGACAAAGCUUAUGUAUUAGCUAGGUCUAUUAAAUACAUGAAAGAGAUUAAAGAUCGUUUGGAAGUUUUAGAAGAACAAGACACAAAUGCAGAAGACGUAAUUCGAGUUCAGAAGGAAAGUCAGAGAAAGACCAAGAACAUAGUCAAGGACAAUUCAACAUACCAGGUUUAUGACUCCAUUUUACUUAUUUCGACGUUAUAUUUGCUUCAGCUUCACUAUAAUCUAUCACCUUUUGAAAUCGGGGGGAAUGGUUAUUAA
This is a messenger RNA of Vicia faba (fava bean), 339 nucleotides long. Lineage: Eukaryota; Viridiplantae; Streptophyta; Magnoliopsida; Fabales; Fabaceae. The record is from the annotation of a GenBank genome assembly.